UAUUACUCGAUUUUCGCUGAAGGAUUUCAAAUGAUUAGGAAGUUCUUUGGAGGGCUAAAACUUCGGUAAAAGAAGUUUCUCCUAUUUCGACUAUUAUCGACAACGGAUCAAGGUGCUCCCAAGUUUUUCUUGUAACAGGUGCACGUCAGGGCAGCAAGUCUGACAAAUAUUUCAUCUGAUUUAUUGCAGAGGACAUUGUGUAGCUGCAUGCAAAUCGGUGACCCACAUAGCCGGCAGCAGCAAAUUUUGGCAAGUUAUGCAUCCAUAAGACUCUGCGUCCUCAAACGAUUUUGACUGAAAAUUUGCUCUCCACUACCCUUCUAUCAUUGGCUUACAAGUGCUCUGUCAAAUAAUGUGAUUGACAGAAUGGUUCACCUUAAUGGAUGUUUUCCGUUCCGGAUAUUUCAUGGCGACUAAGAUGGCAACUAUAGCACAAUUGACUCACUCAGUAACACAUGCUCACUCAAUCUCACCCAAAUUUAAAUUGAACCUUACUCCUAUUCUUCACUUGAACGAUUUGUUAUCCUUAAAUAAAUCAAGUUAAGGUGGACUGAGUAAGAGAAUAAUUUCAAGUUCAUUAUUUUUCCAGGAUGUGAUUUUAUUUAUGCAUUGCGCAUGUUCUCAACUUCAUUUCUAACAGAUUUCGUUUGCAUAUUGCCACUUAGAAGCGUUUUCCUUUUAAUGUAAAUUUUCAUUUGCCUUUGCAUUAGUUGAUAAAAGUGGCGUAUCAGCUUUUUUCCAAAAAUAGAUGAAGCUACUCACCCAAAUGAUUUAAAACGCAGAGCAGAGUCCAGGGAAAUUUCAUCUUCCAAGCAAUGGAAGCGUACAGUGUGUGUAACACAAGCUGCAGGGUCAACGAUUCACGAGGUGAAUUUGACGAAACUGGAUACGAAGACAUCUUUUUCCCUUGGCCAUUGAUUGUGGCAUUGUCCUUCAUCUGCCUGCUGAUUACUGCCGUAAAUGGUUUGGUUAUCAUCUUAAUCCACAAAAAGAAGACCCUGAGAACACUUACCAACAUGUUUCUUACCUCGUUGGCCAUAUCAGAUCUGUUGUCUGGUCUGGUGGGAAUUCCUCUUGCCCUUAUAUGUUUAACAAGUUCAACAAGAGACAUUCUCAUUGUUUGUGUGCUGUCUACAAUAUUCAUUCGAUUUACAGCCAUCUCUUCGGUAUGUCAUGUUCUGCUUAUCGCUUGUGACCGCUACAUUUUUAUUGUUCAUCAAAUGAAGUACCAUUCUCUUGUAUCAAACCGCAGAGGAAUUGCUGCCACUGUGGUCAUAUGGCUGAUUGCAUUUGCAGCCUCGACUAUUCAAACGUCUUGGCACAGUUUCGACGAGGAAGCAUUAACAACAAUUGACAACGAAACAGAGAGCAUUGAUAUUAAAUACAGUCUGACUUGUUUAGCGUUGUUCUUCGCAUUUCCUAUGAUAAUGAUAUGCUAUAUCUACGGAAACAUAUUUUACAUUUCAUUAAAGCGUCACCAAACAGAUCGGAAACUAAGCAAGGAUCUUCGGCAACGUUUUCGGUCACGACAUCACGAGUGGCGAGGACGCAGUGUGUUAUCGAUAACAUUACUAAUCUUCGCUGGCUGUUGGUUACCGUAUUUCCUAAUGGUGCUCUAUGAACAUACGGAAUCAUUUCAUCUGCCUCCUUUGCCACUCUGGGUUAAUCGCCUUCUUGUAUUUCUCAGCUUCGUGCCUGCUGUAUCGAAUCCCGUAUUGUGUACAUUAACCAAAAAGGAUUUUCGCCAGGCAUUUAAAGAAGUGGUCUUACGAAGAGAACGUUCUUACCUAAGUGAUACAAAACUCAACUUUCACGUUGCCAGCCAGUGACUAACGUUAACUUAAAAAGUAAGCGCAGAGUGCCAUCUAGCUUUCUCGAGAGGCAUAAAGUUUUGUCAUACGAAACCAUGGAGUGGUUUCUACGAACUAGCUAGUUUCAGGCGUAAUCACGUGGGGCAGCAGAGAGACUCAAGUGAAGAAAUAGUGCGUUAACAAAAGUACGUAAGUUAAGAUCAGUUUAGUUUUGGUCUCACAUAGUAGUUCAAUGGAGAUCGGCUAUCCUUUUAAUCAUUUUUGGCCCCUGAAAAUGAUAUUGUACCAUACCCCAAUACAAAGAAUUCACUGUGAGGGAAAUUUGCAUUUGUAAAUGUACUUACGUUGCUUCGUUUCGUUUGAAUGCUAACUGGUCAUUUUCGCUUUUAGAAUGUUGGUUUUCUGACCCAAUAAAAACCCGUGCCCUAAAUAGUCAGGCGCUCUUAUAUGGUCAGUAUUUCGUAUUUUGUAAAAAUUAGUGAUCAUCGAGCUGACAAUACUUGUAUAAUGACCUUUCCCUGGUAUCAAAAAGUUAAAAAGACUAUCACUGUAUGAUUCUCGGUUCCUCUACCAAAAAAGAACUUUAAAUAUAAUUUUGAAUAGCGAGAAAAAGAGCGCAUAUUCAAAUUUCAACUAAGAGAACCUGAAGAGAGAAUUAGGAGUGAAUCAGGAAAUGAGCCAUCUAAUUUGCAAAUACAUUGAGUCAUUCACAAGCGUAAAGUGGAAACAUUAUCCCUGCAACUUCACGUUCAUUGAAACUAUUACAUGGUUUCAUCAGCUGGACCGGCUGGUUAAUUUCGGCCUGACGAUGACACAAAAAUAGAAAGUGUAGAAGUCUUUAUUGUAUCUCAGAGUAAUUGUCGGUACAGUACUUAUCUAAAUAAAGUCGUCAAUCUAUUCUGAUGUUACUAACUAAAUAUGUCGAAUUUUAAGAUUGGUAUGAAAGGCAAAGACAAUGUUUCAGUUUAAGAUGAAAAGAAAGUUUUCAUUUGUUUUA
This is a messenger RNA of Stylophora pistillata, 2808 nucleotides long. RefSeq names its product melatonin receptor type 1A-like. Gene Ontology annotation, molecular function: G protein-coupled serotonin receptor activity; neurotransmitter receptor activity. Gene Ontology annotation, biological process: G protein-coupled receptor signaling pathway, coupled to cyclic nucleotide second messenger; chemical synaptic transmission. Gene Ontology annotation, cellular component: dendrite; plasma membrane. The record is from RefSeq and is a predicted model, not a curated record. Lineage: Eukaryota; Metazoa; Cnidaria; Anthozoa; Scleractinia; Pocilloporidae.